AUGCAAAUGACGUGUAACACAUCACAGAAAUGUACGACAAACUUGAAAAUUUCUAUAACAGAAGAAAUUUCUUUAAACUUAUACUCUUAUUAUUAUGUUGACAUAUUCUUUCAGUUAGAAGAUAGAAAUGAAAAUUCUGAUGAAAUUGUUUCGAUAGACUCUGAAAUUCAAAGUGAUGAAUUAAAAAUCUACACUAAUUUUUCAAACUCAGCAGACGUUACACCUGCACAAUUGUUUCAUCAUAUUGAUUUCUACUUGCUAUGGCUUAUUGAACUGUGUAACAGUGUUCCGUUGACAGUCGUAACUUCUGCUUACAAAUUUAAAUAUUCUGUUGAUUUCAGAUGUUUUGGUCAAUCCUUUAUUAGUGAUGACAUAUACUUAUCAUCAGUAGUCACAGUCGCUGCUGUUUUUAAUGCUGUUGGCCGUAUUCUUUGGGGAACACUUGUGGAUCGAUUUUCAUAUAAGAUCCCACUCUGCAUCAUCAGUUUCUCAUGGGCCGUAUUUCUGUUAACGUUCCCUCACAUCAUUCCAGCAGGUGAAUCGGGGGCGAAAGCACUGUUCUGCAUUUAUGGUAUUGGAAACUUUCUUUUCUUGAGUAGUGUCUCAACAGUUGCACCUGCAACAGUGGGAUCCAUGUUUGGCAGUACCCAUAUGGCUGUCAACUAUGGCAUAUUGGCAUGUGCUCGAGCAGUUGGAUGUCCUUUGUGUGCCUUCGCUCUCACAUAUGUUGACGCAGAUAAGUUGUAUUUAACGCAAUUCACUGUAUGCGGAUUUACAUGCAUAAUAGCUUUUUUCCUUGCCUUGUUUAUCGACGAUCACAAAAUAUCCAAGAAAUUGGACUGCUGCUCAGUUGUUCUGGGACCUGUCGCAGGUUACGCGUGCAGAGAAAAUAAUUAAGUUUAAGAUUAAACAUUUGCAGUCCUAAGACCACAUACCAACUGGACUGCUUUCAUACUUGUAUAAUAAGGGUAAAAAUAUUGCAUAAUCAUCUUUCUACAGUUUAU
Messenger RNA from Heterobilharzia americana, 1004 nucleotides. The record is from the annotation of a GenBank genome assembly. NCBI's taxonomy places the organism in Eukaryota, Metazoa, Platyhelminthes, Trematoda, Strigeidida, Schistosomatidae.